AUGAAUGAUGCCCCUUUUCGACCUUUGGAGGUCGACGUGGUCGACCGUAAUAACUGUAUUUGUGAGGAUACAACAGGGCGCGCCAGUUUCCUUAGUGCGUUUGAAUGCGACUCCCCUAAUGCCUCUCAUUCAAAUUCGACCGGUAGUUUGAGUGGACAUGAUCGAAAUUUUGGAAUUAAUGGAACACAAACAAGAGGCAAGGUUUACUCGUUGAGUGAACACUUACCACCCGGGUGCUUACUCAAUGGCCAGGCGGUCCUUCCUGUACAAACUCCUUUACUUGGUAGGGAUUCUAUCCCACCGACCUCCCAGCGCACAGUGCAGACAAAAGAGCCAGAUACAUGCUUUUGUGGUCCAGGACGUAAGCGUUAUGUGAUUGCAUUCCUAUGUUGUGCCUGUUUGACCAUCGUUAUCGGAAUGCGAUCAGAAAUGCUGGGGAUUAUUACAAAUUUGAACAACACCAACUCUGUGAACGUGCCAUUAACCCACUUUGACGGUGAUCUAGUUGAAAAGGAAUUGUUUGGAAAUGAACCUACUAGUCUUACACGCUUCCGCUUGCCGGACUCCUCCGUAAAAGUUGCCCCAUCACACUCUGAUGAGUCACUGCAUAACCAGGAUGGAUUACAUAUUGUGGCGGGAUUGAGUAACUCGCCUAAACGUCAGCCAGCGUCGUUAAUUUUCAAACCAUCUGAACAUCGUCAAAUGCCCUGGACAACGACAAUUAAGAACGAUAUUGUUGAGAAUGCAGUCUUUUUUGCUUACCUGAUUACUAGCCCUAUUGGAGGGUAUUUGACAGUGAAUCAUGAUUCGUCAUUUUUACUUGGCUGCUCUGUAGCAAUGACUUGUGGAAUGAAUUUAUUUUUGCCUUUAGUCGAGACCAUUGGAAGCAAUGUGAACGCGAAGUUCAUCAUGGUGGUUUUGCUGAGAAUAUUGCAGGGAUUGGCCGAAGGAUGUCUAAUACCGGCUGUGUUUGGAGUGCUUCGAUUCUGGGCUCCAGAAGCCGAGAGAUCCACCCUCGUUUGUGUUGCCGUAAUUGGCGUCUCCCUCGGACCGCUAAUUGGCCUACCAGUGUGUGCUGAAAUCGAGAAGAAAUGGGGGUGGGGUGUUGUAUUCUACAUUUAUGCAAACCUGGGUUUAAUUUGGUGUAUAUUCUGGUGGAGAUUAAUCGACGAGAAGCCAGCAAGAGAUGAAAAACUGGGAAAAAGGGAGCGCGCUUAUUUGCAUUCAAACAUAUCCAGUAGAGUACUGAAUAGCACAAGACAAACCAACAUACCUUGGCAGGCCAUCUUUCGGUCCAGGCCAAUAUUUGCUAUAUUCGUGACAUACGCAGCAGAUGACUGGACAUUCCAGAUUUCAUCCGUUUGCAUGCAAUCUUUCUAUCAACAAAUCUACCAUGUGGAUGUGGGAAAAACGAUAUUCCUAUUAUCAUUCCCUUUCUUAUCAAGAUCAAUAUUUGUGCCAAUCGGUUUUUCCGGUCUGGCGGUUGCUGGUUAUGCAGUAAAUGUUAUCGAUUUGGCACCGAAUUUCUCCGGGUUAGUCAUGGGAUUCGCAAACAGCGUCAGCACAUUUACGGGUAUCCUGUCUACUCUGAUAGCAACGGUGGUCGUCCAUAAAUUUGGAUUGGAGAUUCACAAUGGCUGGAGGGUGGCUCUUGGCUUGGCUGCAUUGAGCCAAUUUUGUGCAGUGGUCUUCUAUUUGUUGUUCGCCUCAGGCGAGGAGCAACCCUGGGCCUAUGCUGACAGGAACUUGAAAUCGGAAAACGUCAUAGCGAGUAGAGAUCGAGUUGAGUUACUUGAAGCAAACAUCUGA
Molecule: messenger RNA, 1809 nt
Organism: Opisthorchis viverrini
Lineage: Eukaryota; Metazoa; Platyhelminthes; Trematoda; Opisthorchiida; Opisthorchiidae
Exons: 3
Coding region: 1-1809 (602 amino acids)
Biological process (GO): monoatomic anion transport; transmembrane transport
Molecular function (GO): transmembrane transporter activity
Source: RefSeq, a predicted model, not a curated record